Messenger RNA from Amoebophrya sp. A25, 767 nucleotides. The record is from the annotation of a GenBank genome assembly. Lineage: Eukaryota; Dinophyceae; Syndiniales; Amoebophryaceae.
CAGAUCUCGAAAACGUGGUACCUUUUUCUACCCCGAGUGUUCGUGGACAAGAACAAUUGUUUUCGAGUCCUCGCGCAGGAGCAACUGAAGAUUUCGACGAGAACAAUAGCAAAACAACACGCACGCGAGCCAGUAGCAGUACGCGAAGCACAAUGACUGGACCUUCAUCUUCAUCUUCAUCUUCGAACAUCGAAGAAGUAGAACAACAAGUUCUCAGCACUAAGAAGACUGCUCGCGAAUCUGCUCCACAACAGCGCCAACCUCCACCAACUCGCUCCUUUCCUUCUAAGAAUACGACACCAUUGUGGAAAAAGAAGCUGAGAAUGAAAGCCGAACGUGACGCGCAGCUGUUUUCCCUGCAACAAGACAGUAUGGCGCGACGGCGGCUUCCAGAAACUUCUGAGAUGGACAUCUUCAAAAAGGAGACAUAUAUUUGUUCGAGACCACCAGGAACAAGAUCUCAUGGUCAUCACUUGAAGAUGGGCGGAAGCAGUAUGAACCACGAGGACGCAAGAAGAAGAGGAGUUUUGCUGGGAUCACGUCGAUACGACUACGACAACCACAAUAGUUCUGAGUUGUCACCAAGAGCACAUGAUCACCGAGGACUUCGAUACAUGCGGGGUCGUGGUCGUGGACCUUCAGGUUCAUCGUCCACUUUUUUCGACAACGAGUAUCAACAUCGUGAUUAUCACCGUGGGAGCAGUGCUCAGAUGAAUCUUGGUGGAACAAGCACACCAGGGUGUGGCACUAGUAAAAUGAAUCAGCAG